GUGAGGGAUGUUCGUCUAAUCAUGGACCGGAAUUGAAGACAUUCGAAAGGAGUUGGGUAUAUUGAAUUUUAUGAUGCAAUGUCCAUGCCAAUGGCUAUAGCUCUCUCUGGCCACCUACUUUUCGGACAACCUUUAAUGGUUAAACCAUCAGAAGCUGAAAAGAACCUUGUUCAAACUAAUGCUUCUGGUGGUGGUUCAGUCGUAGGAUCCUAUAUUGCAGUUGAUAGAAAACUGUAUGUGGGAAAUUUACACUUCAGCAUUACAGUAUUUCAGCUUAAACAGGAACACUCAGUCGCUGCUUUCACCCGUGUUCUUGAUGAGGCCAGUGUUAUUCUUUUCUUCAGAGACAAAGUCUAUCUUCAUCCCGAUAAGGACAAAUGGCGGAAUAUGGGUAUUAGUACUGCUGCACACAGUUCUAAAGAAAAAAUACGAAUUCCUAGAGUAAAAGCUAUUACCGCUGGCCCACUCACCAAUGGUCAAAAUUCUGCUUCUGCUUCACUUAUUGAUGAUGACAAGGAUGGGAAAACUGCUCCACGGUGGAAAAAGAAUUUGAAUUAUGUAAUUGCUUUUGCAAAAGAUGGAGUGUAUGACGUCACUAAACGUUACACUAGAAAGUGGCAUGAGGUUCUGUCUCGGAGAAACAUUACUAUGGAGCCCAUCCUGUCUAUUAUUCUCUCGAACAUAAGAAGAGAAUGCCGACAGAGUUUUGCAUCUCAAGUGAUUUCUGCCCUAGAGGAUCAAGAUAGGAAUGAAGCUGAAGCACUUGAGAGAGAGUUGCACUCUAAAGAUGAUGCUUCAAUCUCGUUACCUGGAAGACAAAGUGGUGACAAGGAAUGGCGCAUGUCAAGAUCAGAAUUUGGUUCUGACGAGAUUUGCUUUCCAAGUUCUUCUUGUUGUCCAGCCCGUAAAUGCAUUGAUGAGCAUGUGACAAAGAUCUACAAUGCAUUUUGUCCAAUCAUUUCUCGGUUUGUCGAGAAAUCUUGUUCUAAAUCUAGAGCUGUUGAAGUCCUACUGUUUUUUAAACAAAUGUUAAUCAAUCUGAAGAAUCCCCUUUUAGAACGAGGAGAACUUCUAUAA
Messenger RNA from Camellia sinensis, 1077 nucleotides. The record is from RefSeq and is a predicted model, not a curated record. NCBI's taxonomy places the organism in Eukaryota, Viridiplantae, Streptophyta, Magnoliopsida, Ericales, Theaceae.